Messenger RNA from Electrophorus electricus (electric eel), 4049 nucleotides. RefSeq names its product SID1 transmembrane family, member 2 (gene sidt2). Gene Ontology annotation, biological process: RNA transport. Gene Ontology annotation, molecular function: double-stranded RNA binding; RNA transmembrane transporter activity. NCBI's taxonomy places the organism in Eukaryota, Metazoa, Chordata, Actinopteri, Gymnotiformes, Gymnotidae. The record is from RefSeq and is a predicted model, not a curated record. Gene Ontology annotation, cellular component: lysosome; plasma membrane.
GUUGUUGUAUGUGUACUGUGCGAGGGCGCUCGUGAGUGACACGGAUCCAACUCAUCUGUUACUGCUAAGAAAUCGACUAACUGGUUUAGCUAACGUCCGAAUGUACAUUUCGGGAUCAAGAUGAACAGAACAACUGUUGAUCCGUGUGUUUUUUUUCGUUAGGAAAUGGUGGAGAAUAUCUGAUCAUGUGCCGUCAUUGUGUCAUGAGGAAACUAAGAUAGGUAGGAGAGAACGGCGCUUAGCUAACCUAGCUAGCUAGCAUUAGGUUAGCUAACCUUGCGUCGUGAGUGGCUAGAUAAACGUUAAAGAAAGCAAGGACGAAACAAUGCGAAAUCGAUGUCAACUAAUGAAACAGUGGAAGGUUUACUUUGCCAUUGUCAAGACUACCGGUUUCCAACAGCAGAUGGAAUUUUUUACUGCAUUGCCAGAGCUGAGAAGCUUUCGUCUAAGAUAUCUUGUCUGUUAGCUAGCUAGCGAGAGCUAAAAAUAAAGACUUCUCCCAAGAUGCUUUCUAGAACGUUAACCUAGUUAAGGGGUUAACCAUACCCUACAUCGCCUGAGAUCAUGUUUGUCUUCUGAGAACACGGCCGUUUGAUAAUAGGAAACUAAGGUCUGUUGCCAGCUAGCUUGCCACACAACGGUGACUUUUUCACUUUUGCCAAGCACGUUUAAAGGUAUCGGGUGCAAGCAAGUGUAGCUAAUAGUUGAUCUUUAAGAUGAAACGGCUAGCUAUCUAGUAGCGCUGGUUUGAAAUCAAAUCGCUGUUUGCUUUUUUUGUUCUGAUUUGUCAAGUAGCCAGCUUGCUGUAUUGCUGCUUAUCACUAAGAAAAUUGCCUUCCGCUCAGUUUUGUUAAUCAGUGAAUGAGACAGGAUGUCGAACUGCUGGAGAUCUAGACGCGGAACGGUUUUUAGCUGUGGUUUUGAACCAGGCUUGUUUUCAUGUUUUGGAGUAUUGUUAUUAACAACGCAUGUUCUUUAUGGUGAAGCAAAUACGAAUACGAGUGUGGUAGUCCAAAAAGAUGCACAAUUUGAUAUCACCUACUUGGACACGGUGACGAGCGAGAACCAAACCAUCUAUGCAUUCAAUCACACUGUCUCCAAAAAUAAGACAGAAGGAGUACGUGUGUCAGUUGAAUUGUUGUCGGAGAGACCAAACGGUCCAGUUCUGUUCGUGGUCCGGCAGAAACAAGCCGUACUCUCCUUCCAGGUUCCGCUCAUUCUAAGAGGCCUUUAUCAGAGAAAGUACCAAUAUACGCAAGUGGGUCGUACCCUGUGCCAGCCCCCUACACUCGCUUUGUCCGAGAUGCAGUUUUUCUAUGUGGACGUGUCUACGCUAUCUACCUCUGGUGUUCACUACCAGCUGCGGGUCAGCCGGGUGGAGAGCUUCACACUGCAGACAGAUAAGAAAUUCACCUUUAAUGCUACUCCAUCCCAACCCCAGUUUUUUAAGUAUGUAUUUCCUGAUGGCGAGGACACAGUCAUUGUGAAAGUGAACUCUCAGAAGAAUUUCCCCUGCUCUGUCAUGUCCAUUCAGGAUAUUCAGUGCCCUGUAUAUGAUCUGGACAACAAUGUGGCCUUCAUUGGGAUGUACCAGACCAUGACUAAGACAGGAGCCAUUACAGUGCAGAGAAAAGAUUUCCCCAGCAAUAGUUUCUAUGUGGUUGUUGUGGUGAAGACAGAGGAUGAGGCAUGCGGUGGGCCUCUCAAGUUCUACUCCCUCUUACCUGAUGAACUGUUGGAUGCUGGGAAUCGCAGUAAGACUCUGGAUGUGGUUGUCUCUCCUGCCAUCAACUCAAACGUUUAUAUCAUGGGUGUGCUGUUUUGUCUCGGCAUCUUCCUGUCCUUCUACAUACUCACCUUCCUGGUAGCCUGCAUAGAGAACAAGAGGUUGCACAGAAAGAGGGCUGGACUUUUGAAGGCAGCUGACAUGUCACCAGCUGAGACAGCACCUCUCUUAGGCAAAGGUCUGUCUCCAGCCUCUCCGUAUGAAUACGGCUCUUUUGCUGAUAAUGGCAGCACAAUGAGCUCAGAACCUGUUACUGACAGUAUGGCAUCAGCUGAAACCAACGAUGGAUACAUGGAGCGACCCUUAGAUGUUGUGGGUCGCUGUCGGCAAGAGUCUCUAAGCUCUGUGGAAGAAGAUGACUACGAUACACUGGCUGAUAUCGACUCUGACAAAAACAUUGUCCGCACCAAGAAGUAUCUGUGUGUCUCUGACCUGGCUCGAAAAGACAAGCGUGUCCUAAAUAAGAAAUACCAGAUUUACUUCUGGAACAUUGCCACUAUUGCUGUGUUCUACGCCCUGCCUGUGAUCCAGCUGGUCAUCACAUAUCAGACGGUUGUCAAUGUGACAGGUAACCAAGACAUCUGCUACUACAACUUCCUGUGCGCCCAUCCUCUAGGGGCGCUGAGUUCCUUUAAUAACAUCCUGAGUAACCUUGGUUAUGUGAUGCUGGGACUGCUCUUCCUGCUCAUCGUUCUGCAGCGGGACAUCCUGCACAAUCGUGCACUCAUGCGCAAUGACACUCCCGCUCUUGAGUGUGGUAUCCCUAAGCACUUUGGCCUCUUCUAUGCGAUGGGCACUGCUCUGAUGAUGGAGGGGCUACUAAGCGCCUGCUACCACGUUUGCCCCAACUACACCAACUUCCAGUUCGAUACGAGCUUCAUGUAUAUGAUCGCGGGCCUGUGCAUGCUCAAACUCUACCAGAAGAGGCACCCGGACAUCAACGCCAGUGCCUACUCCGCAUAUGCCUGUCUUGCCGCAGUCAUCUUCUUCUCUGUGCUAGGAGUGGUCUUUGGGAAGGGUAACACAGCAUUUUGGGUUGUAUUCUCAGUCAUUCAUAUUGUGGCCACGAUGCUGCUGAGCACCCAGCUCUACUACGUUGGCCGCUGGAGGCUGGACUCUGGGAUCUUACGCAGGAUUCUGUAUGUGAUCUACACUGAUUGUAUACGGCAAUGCAGUGGGCCCAUGUAUAUAGAUCGUAUGGUGCUGCUUGUGAUGGGCAACAUUGUUAACUGGUCACUGGCUGCAUAUGGUCUCAUUAAAAGGCCCAAUGACUUUGCCUCGUACCUGCUGGCCAUUGCCAUCUGUAACCUGCUAUUAUACUUUGCCUUCUACAUUAUCAUGAAGUUGCGGAGUGGUGAGCGGGUCCUCUUUUUGGCACUGGUGUGUAUUCUCUUUACGGCCGUGGUUUGGGGCUUUGCCCUCUUCUUUUUCUUCCAGGGCCUCAGUACCUGGCAAAAAACUCCAGCUGAGUCCCGGGAGCACAAUCGUGACUGCAUCCUCCUCUCAUUCUUUGAUGAUCACGACAUCUGGCACUUCCUGUCAUCGAUUGCCAUGUUUGGCUCUUUCCUGGUACUCCUGACAAUGGAUGAUGACCUGGAUACCAUCCAGAGAGAGAAAAUCUACGUCUUCUAACUUCUCCUGCUUAAUGAUUGGACAAUACUGUAGCCUUUUUCCAAAUAAGAGGCCCUGCUGCCCUGGUCAGGCUCAGGCUCCCUGUAGAGUGAUACUGCUAGGACACUGAAUGUGCCAAUCAGAUUAUCCUGGUUCACUUUGCACUUGCUGGAGCUACUCUUGAUCUACUUGUCAGUGUUGUAAUGAUUGAGCUCUGUCUCUGUGACAUGCUUUUGGAAUGCUGGCAAAGACGAUGUUCAGUGCUUCUGUAAUUCAAAUGAGGAAAACUAAACCUGCCAUGCAUAUGUGAAAGCAUUUUGUACUUACUGAUUGUUUUGUGUUUUUUUUUUUUUCUUCACUAUUUUGUCUAAGGAUUCAUGUACUUUAGUGAACCUGUGGCUUCCCAUCUUUUGAUUUUCAGGACUGUGUGGUGUGAUUGCAGAGGGAAUGCCGUAGUUCAUAAUAGGAUACUUCACUAGGCCUUUGUGAUCAUGAUGGUGUACUGCGCUUUGCACAGAUGUAAAAUGAAAAGUGAAAUACUAGUUUUUAAUAACUGAUGGUUGAGGUUACUGAAUAAAGCAUUUGUAUGUAUUCUCAGUACUGUAAAUAGGUGUGUUAGGAUAUCCUGUACAUCAGUAAAAGAACAAUUACA